AUGUGCUUCCUGGCCAGAGACCUGGUUGUCGAGAGCAGCUUCAACCCACUGGAUAUCUCCCACUUACUGCAAGAUUUCAUCAAGCAGUUUGGCGGCACAAAAGUGGAGGUAAGGCGUCUGCAAAGGUAGGAGAGAAGCAGAUUCUCUGCUUGGUGUAGGGGAGGCCACCUCAUGCCAUUGGGUGGCCAGGACACAUGUUAGUUGAGAGGGGCCUGGCAAUGUCAGGACAAGAACCUCAGCCAAGGGUCCUGAGAAACAUGGCUUCAGGAAUGGGGAAUUCUCCUCCUUCUGGCGCCCUGGAGCUGCCUGGGUCCAAUACUCCCCAGGACCCUGAGUGGUACCUUGGAAGGAAGAGGCUGUGGUGGCACAGGUCAAGGGUCCCUCUUUCAAUGAGGGAUGGAGGGAUCCGCCUGCAGACAGCCCCGCUUCCUUGUACUCUCCAAGCAACUCUCUCCUUUUCUCUGACAGGUGAAGGUGCUGCUGGAGGCCUUCUGUAAGAUCAGCCAGGGGCCUACAGCGGAAGGCAGAAGUAUGGCCGUCUUCUCGUUGUCCAUCUUGUCGCACCACCACCUGGCGAAAGUGGUGCAAUAUCUCCUCCAGUUUCUCUUCGGGUAUGGAGCCCUCCAGGUUGUACUGGGCUAAGGGGAAGGUUGGCAAGCUGCAGGGCUUGCUCAGAAAGCCCUUGCUGCCAUUUCCUCUCUCUGGAGCAUGGCAGCAAGCAGAAGACUUGAAUCUGACCAUUGCUUUUGUUUUUGCAUUCACAGAGACUUUGAGAGAGUUUGGAAGGAGGUUUUAGCAUCGGCCGAUCCAGAAAAGCUAAUCCAUCUCAUGGCCAAGCAGAUUUACCAAAGCCCCUUGGUGGAAUCUGCCACCAAAGUGGUAAGGACCAACCACCUGCUUUCUGGCUUCCUUCUUCCCAGGGUAAUAUCGAGGGGUUCCUGUAUUCUGCAGAAAAGCAGAGAAAGUGACUUGCACCCUCUCUCUUCCAGCAACAUCUCACCAGCCUGUUACACGCCAUCCUCAGGAUGGAGGACUACAAGGCAGCUGUGCGCCACAACUUCCCACAGCUGCUGAUCGCUCUCCUGGGGAUGGUUAUCAACUUCCACUAUGAUCAGGAAUUCCUCGGGUGAGUAGUGUGAUGCAAAGGGACCAAUGAAGUCCUUUCCCUUCAACCUCGGGGGGUUUCCAGUCCAGCUUGGUUUUCCAAGGGAGGCUCUCCUUCAGGCGGCUGCUAGGGAGGAAGGACGGGGAAAGAAUUUGAGUGUGUGCCAAUGACCCUCCUGGUAAAACUGGUCUUGCUUUGGUUCCAGAGGGGCUAAGGAAGUUCUGCACCUCCUUCUUGGCACCACUGGAGAGCAAGUGGAGGCGGCCAUCGUUGACCAACUUUUCUGCCGGGAGACUUUCAGCCAGGGGUUGUCUGCCAUGGUGAGGUAAGAGGAAGAACGCGGUGACCUUCCCCAGUGGUCUGGCAAACGGAGCUGAAGGCACGGGAUCGGACUGUGCCCCUGUUUGCUUCCUGCAGUGUCUUUCCCUUCCUUACCAAGAUCUGCUUCUCCAUUUCAGAGCUGUCGGAAAGCGACGCUGGUGGAUCCCUCCCAUGGUGGAAAGCAUCAUCGCUGCUCUCGGGGACCAGGAUUUUGCCGGGAUGCCACAAGUCGCGGCAGCUAUCUACAUCGAGGUGAGGGGGACUGACGCGGGAGGAAAUGGGUGCAGCAAGGAGGUCCUGGCUUGGUUUCUGCCGAGUGUUGGGCUACUUUGAGCCUAAGGACUGUUGCCUGUUUUAGUGCUCCUCAGAGUAGACCCAUUGGAUUUGAUGUACAUGGCAAACUUUGGUCCAUUCACUUCAGUGGGUUUGCUCUGUGCAGAAUUGCAAAUGGUGGGUAAAAGGAGAACCUGCCUCAGCCUCUCAUCACUGAAGGGUUUCUUUCUCUUUGGGGCUCUUUAGCUGCUCAGCUGCCGUCUGGAGGUCUAUCCCUGUGAAGAUACGCUGGAGCGGCUCCUCAACUGGCUGGAACACGACUACCUGCAAGUCCGGAAGCUCAGCGUCAGAGGGAUAUCCCUGCUUCUGGACUCUGACAUGGCAAGUGAUGCUCAGAGGGAGGGAGGGAGGGGGGGUACAGAUCUUGAUUCUAAUCAUGGCCCAGCACUCUUUUGCUGGCACAAUACUGAAGGGCCUGUGCUAAAAGGCAUGAGGCCUUUCAGACCUUUGAAAAGAUUCUCUCUUUGUGUAGGACCCUUCGCUUCUGCGGCUCUUGCUGCUGGAUUCCCUCUCUUAUGUAGAAGCUGAUGUCCUCCCAGAAUUGAUAGAGCUGGUAGACCAAGCCUACCAUUCCAGGGAGCUGGAAGAGGAAGACCUGAAUAUGCUGGCAGAAACCUACUGCGGCCUGGCUGCCCAUGUGAGUAUGAGGGGAAACAUGACAUCACACCCGGUGGUGGAGGAAUGCUUUGGAAGAGGAAGGGUGGGGUUUAGACUGGCAUGCAGCGGAGAUGUUCUGGCUUCAGGAGGCUGUUCCUCUGGAAAGUGAUCUGAUGAGAAACACAACCUCUGAUAUUUUCUGCCUAUAGGAGGAAGCCUCCGUCCGGGCAUCAGCCAUCGAACAUCUGGGGCUGCUUCGGGGCUGGGUGAGAGACCAAAGACUUCCCAUUACAACAACAGAAGAGGAAGCCAUUCACAAACUGCUUGUGGUCCUCAUUCACCUCGAAGAUGAGGACGAAGUGGCCAAGGUGAGGGCCAAAGAGGUGGACUUAUGCAGUAGGAGGGAGGGAUUGUUCUCAGGAGCUUCCGAGACCUUGUACUGCAAUUUGUAACCCUCUUCUCUUCUUGUGUUGCAGGCCGCAAGGAGGGCUCUUUCCCAUCUAGCCCCAGAAGUCAAGUGGUGGGCUCGUUCCAACAAAUUUAGCCUCCACUUUGCUCUCCACCAGGCUGCCAAGCAUAUGGUAAGGUCCCUGCUCUCAAGACCCGGAGAGCAGGCAGAGGGCAGCAAAGGCUCUCUGCCAUCUUCUGCCCAUCCUGCGGCACAACGAAGGUAAGACUGGAAGAAUGCAUCCCAGCAUGGGGUGGGGGUGAGCAAGACCCAAACUAACCCUUUGGCUUUCCUUUGCAGAGACACUGGCAGGAACGUUAAGGAACCAAAUACUUAUCACCAGAGCUGAGAAGGUCCUCAAAUCCACCGGAGGACCGGUUCCUGAACUGUUCGUGAAUAAUUGUUACUCUCUUGCCAGGGUAAGUCGCUGUCUCUCAAGCCACAUGUUCUGGGUUCUGCAGAGGCAGCACCUGGGCUUUCUGCUCCCCAGCCCUGCCCUGUGGGCAUCUCUGACCUUCCUCUCUCGCUUCGGGUCUUUGGCGCCUUUCUCCUGCGGAGCAGCUCUUGGAGGCCAUGUGCUUCCUGGCCAGAGACCUGGUUGUCGAGAGCAGCUUCAACCCACUGGAUAUCUCCCACUUACUGCAAGAUUUCAUCAAGCAGUUUGGCGGCACAAAAGUGGAGGUAAGGCGUCUGCAAAGGUAGGAGAGAAGCAGAUUCUCUGCUUGGUGUAGGGGAGGCCACCUCAUGCCAUUGGGUGGCCAGGACACAUGUUAGUUGAGAGGGGCCUGGCAAUGUCAGGACAAGAACCUCAGCCAAGGGUCCUGAGAAACAUGGCUUCAGGAAUGGGGAAUUCUCCUCCUUCUGGCGCCCUGGAGCUGCCUGGGUCCAAUACUCCCCAGGACCCUGAGUGGUACCUUGGAAGGAAGAGGCUGUGGUGGCACAGGUCAAGGGUCCCUCUUUCAAUGAGGGAUGGAGGGAUCCGCCUGCAGACAGCCCCGCUUCCUUGUACUCUCCAAGCAACUCUCUCCUUUUCUCUGACAGGUGAAGGUGCUGCUGGAGGCCUUCUGUAAGAUCAGCCAGGGGCCUACAGCGGAAGGCAGAAGUAUGGCCGUCUUCUCGUUGUCCAUCUUGUCGCACCACCACCUGGCGAAAGUGGUGCAAUAUCUCCUCCAGUUUCUCUUCGGGUAUGGAGCCCUCCAGGUUGUACUGGGCUAAGGGGAAGGUUGGCAAGCUGCAGGGCUUGCUCAGAAAGCCCUUGCUGCCAUUUCCUCUCUCUGGAGCAUGGCAGCAAGCAGAAGACUUGAAUCUGACCAUUGCUUUUGUUUUUGCAUUCACAGAGACUUUGAGAGAGUUUGGAAGGAGGUUUUAGCAUCGGCCGAUCCAGAAAAGCUAAUCCAUCUCAUGGCCAAGCAGAUUUACCAAAGCCCCUUGGUGGAAUCUGCCACCAAAGUGGUAAGGACCAACCACCUGCUUUCUGGCUUCCUUCUUCCCAGGGUAAUAUCGAGGGGUUCCUGUAUUCUGCAGAAAAGCAGAGAAAGUGACUUGCACCCUCUCUCUUCCAGCAACAUCUCACCAGCCUGUUACACGCCAUCCUCAGGAUGGAGGACUACAAGGCAGCUGUGCGCCACAACUUCCCACAGCUGCUGAUCGCUCUCCUGGGGAUGGUUAUCAACUUCCACUAUGAUCAGGAAUUCCUCGGGUGAGUAGUGUGAUGCAAAGGGACCAAUGAAGUCCUUUCCCUCAACCUCGGGGGGUUUCCAGUCCAGCUUGGUUUUCCAAGGGAGGCUCUCCUUCAGGCGGCUGCUAGGGAGGAAGGACGGGGAAAGAAUUUGAGUGUGUGCCAAUGACCCUCCUGGUAAAACUGGUCUUGCUUUGGUUCCAGAGGGGCUAAGGAAGUUCUGCACCUCCUUCUUGGCACCACUGGAGAGCAAGUGGAGGCGGCCAUCGUUGACCAACUUUUCUGCCGGGAGACUUUCAGCCAGGGGUUGUCUGCCAUGGUGAGGUAAGAGGAAGAACGCGGUGACCUUCCCCAGUGGUCUGGCAAACGGAGCUGAAGGCACGGGAUCGGACUGUGCCCCUGUUUGCUUCCUGCAGUGUCUUUCCCUUCCUUACCAAGAUCUGCUUCUCCAUUUCAGAGCUGUCGGAAAGCGACGCUGGUGGAUCCCUCCCAUGGUGGAAAGCAUCAUCGCUGCUCUCGGGGACCAGGAUUUUGCCGGGAUGCCACAAGUCGCGGCAGCUAUCUACAUCGAGGUGAGGGGGACUGACGCGGGAGGAAAUGGGUGCAGCAAGGAGGUCCUGGCUUGGUUUCUGCCGAGUGUUGGGCUACUUUGAGCCUAAGGACUGUUGCCUGUUUUAGUGCUCCUCAGAGUAGACCCAUUGGAUUUGAUGUACAUGGCAAACUUUGGUCCAUUCACUUCAGUGGGUUUGCUCUGUGCAGAAUUGCAAAUGGUGGGUAAAAGGAGAACCUGCCUCAGCCUCUCAUCACUGAAGGGUUUCUUUCUCUUUGGGGCUCUUUAGCUGCUCAGCUGCCGUCUGGAGGUCUAUCCCUGUGAAGAUACGCUGGAGCGGCUCCUCAACUGGCUGGAACACGACUACCUGCAAGUCCGGAAGCUCAGCGUCAGAGGGAUAUCCCUGCUUCUGGACUCUGACAUGGCAAGUGAUGCUCAGAGGGAGGGAGGGAGGGGGGGUACAGAUCUUGAUUCUAAUCAUGGCCCAGCACUCUUUUGCUGGCACAAUACUGAAGGGCCUGUGCUAAAAGGCAUGAGGCCUUUCAGACCUUUGAAAAGAUUCUCUCUUUGUGUAGGACCCUUCGCUUCUGCGGCUCUUGCUGCUGGAUUCCCUCUCUUAUGUAGAAGCUGAUGUCCUCCCAGAAUUGAUAGAGCUGGUAGACCAAGCCUACCAUUCCAGGGAGCUGGAAGAGGAAGACCUGAAUAUGCUGGCAGAAACCUACUGCGGCCUGGCUGCCCAUGUGAGUAUGAGGGGAAACAUGACAUCACACCCGGUGGUGGAGGAAUGCUUUGGAAGAGGAAGGGUGGGGUUUAGACUGGCAUGCAGCGGAGAUGUUCUGGCUUCAGGAGGCUGUUCCUCUGGAAAGUGAUCUGAUGAGAAACACAACCUCUGAUAUUUUCUGCCUAUAGGAGGAAGCCUCCGUCCGGGCAUCAGCCAUCGAACAUCUGGGGCUGCUUCGGGGCUGGGUGAGAGACCAAAGACUUCCCAUUACAACAACAGAAGAGGAAGCCAUUCACAAACUGCUUGUGGUCCUCAUUCACCUCGAAGAUGAGGACGAAGUGGCCAAGGUGAGGGCCAAAGAGGUGGACUUAUGCAGUAGGAGGGAGGGAUUGUUCUCAGGAGCUUCCGAGACCUUGUACUGCAAUUUGUAACCCUCUUCUCUUCUUGUGUUGCAGGCCGCAAGGAGGGCUCUUUCCCAUCUAGCCCCAGAAGUCAAGUGGUGGGCUCGUUCCAACAAAUUUAGCCUCCACUUUGCUCUCCACCAGGCUGCCAAGCAUAUGGUAAGGUCCCUGCUCUCAAGACCCGGAGAGCAGGCAGAGGGCAGCAAAGGCUCUCUGCCAUCUUCUGCCCAUCCUGCGGCACAACGAAGGUAAGACUGGAAGAAUGCAUCCCAGCAUGGGGUGGGGGUGAGCAAGACCCAAACUAACCCUUUGGCUUUCCUUUGCAGAGACACUGGCAGGAACGUUAAGGAACCAAAUACUUAUCACCAGAGCUGAGAAGGUCCUCAAAUCCACCGGAGGACCGGUUCCUGAACUGUUCGUGAAUAAUUGUUACUCUCUUGCCAGGGUAAGUCGCUGUCUCUCAAGCCACAUGUUCUGGGUUCUGCAGAGGCAGCACCUGGGCUUUCUGCUCCCCAGCCCUGCCCUGUGGGCAUCUCUGACCUUCCUCUCUCGCUUCGGGUCUUUGGCGCCUUUCUCCUGCGGAGCAGCUCUUGGAGGCCAUGUGCUUCCUGGCCAGAGACCUGGUUGUCGAGAGCAGCUUCAACCCACUGGAUAUCUCCCACUUACUGCAAGAUUUCAUCAAGCAGUUUGGCGGCACAAAAGUGGAGGUAAGGCGUCUGCAAAGGUAGGAGAGAAGCAGAUUCUCUGCUUGGUGUAGGGGAGGCCACCUCAUGCCAUUGGGUGGCCAGGACACAUGUUAGUUGAGAGGGGCCUGGCAAUGUCAGGACAAGAACCUCAGCCAAGGGUCCUGAGAAACAUGGCUUCAGGAAUGGGGAAUUCUCCUCCUUCUGGCGCCCUGGAGCUGCCUGGGUCCAAUACUCCCCAGGACCCUGAGUGGUACCUUGGAAGGAAGAGGCUGUGGUGGCACAGGUCAAGGGUCCCUCUUUCAAUGAGGGAUGGAGGGAUCCGCCUGCAGACAGCCCCGCUUCCUUGUACUCUCCAAGCAACUCUCUCCUUUUCUCUGACAGGUGAAGGUGCUGCUGGAGGCCUUCUGUAAGAUCAGCCAGGGGCCUACAGCGGAAGGCAGAAGUAUGGCCGUCUUCUCGUUGUCCAUCUUGUCGCACCACCACCUGGCGAAAGUGGUGCAAUAUCUCCUCCAGUUUCUCUUCGGGUAUGGAGCCCUCCAGGUUGUACUGGGCUAAGGGGAAGGUUGGCAAGCUGCAGGGCUUGCUCAGAAAGCCCUUGCUGCCAUUUCCUCUCUCUGGAGCAUGGCAGCAAGCAGAAGACUUGAAUCUGACCAUUGCUUUUGUUUUUGCAUUCACAGAGACUUUGAGAGAGUUUGGAAGGAGGUUUUAGCAUCGGCCGAUCCAGAAAAGCUAAUCCAUCUCAUGGCCAAGCAGAUUUACCAAAGCCCCUUGGUGGAAUCUGCCACCAAAGUGGUAAGGACCAACCACCUGCUUUCUGGCUUCCUUCUUCCCAGGGUAAUAUCGAGGGGUUCCUGUAUUCUGCAGAAAAGCAGAGAAAGUGACUUGCACCCCUCUCUCUUCCAGCAACAUCUCACCAGCCUGUUACACGCCAUCCUCAGGAUGGAGGACUACAAGGCAGCUGUGCGCCACAACUUCCCACAGCUGCUGAUCGCUCUCCUGGGGAUGGUUAUCAACUUCCACUAUGAUCAGGAAUUCCUCGGGUGAGUAGUGUGAUGCAAAGGGACCAAUGAAGUCCUUUCCCCUUCAACCUCGGGGGGUUUCCAGUCCAGCUUGGUUUUCCAAGGGAGGCUCUCCUUCAGGCGGCUGCUAGGGAGGAAGGACGGGGAAAGAAUUUGAGUGUGUGCCAAUGACCCUCCUGGUAAAACUGGUCUUGCUUUGGUUCCAGAGGGGCUAAGGAAGUUCUGCACCUCCUUCUUGGCACCACUGGAGAGCAAGUGGAGGCGGCCAUCGUUGACCAACUUUUCUGCCGGGAGACUUUCAGCCAGGGGUUGUCUGCCAUGGUGAGGUAAGAGGAAGAACGCGGUGACCUUCCCCAGUGGUCUGGCAAACGGAGCUGAAGGCACGGGAUCGGACUGUGCCCCUGUUUGCUUCCUGCAGUGUCUUUCCCUUCCUUACCAAGAUCUGCUUCUCCAUUUCAGAGCUGUCGGAAAGCGACGCUGGUGGAUCCCUCCCAUGGUGGAAAGCAUCAUCGCUGCUCUCGGGGACCAGGAUUUUGCCGGGAUGCCACAAGUCGCGGCAGCUAUCUACAUCGAGGUGAGGGGGACUGACGCGGGAGGAAAUGGGUGCAGCAAGGAGGUCCUGGCUUGGUUUCUGCCGAGUGUUGGGCUACUUUGAGCCUAAGGACUGUUGCCUGUUUUAGUGCUCCUCAGAGUAGACCCAUUGGAUUUGAUGUACAUGGCAAACUUUGGUCCAUUCACUUCAGUGGGUUUGCUCUGUGCAGAAUUGCAAAUGGUGGGUAAAAGGAGAACCUGCCUCAGCCUCUCAUCACUGAAGGGUUUCUUUCUCUUUGGGGCUCUUUAGCUGCUCAGCUGCCGUCUGGAGGUCUAUCCCUGUGAAGAUACGCUGGAGCGGCUCCUCAACUGGCUGGAACACGACUACCUGCAAGUCCGGAAGCUCAGCGUCAGAGGGAUAUCCCUGCUUCUGGACUCUGACAUGGCAAGUGAUGCUCAGAGGGAGGGAGGGAGGGGGGGUACAGAUCUUGAUUCUAAUCAUGGCCCAGCACUCUUUUGCUGGCACAAUACUGAAGGGCCUGUGCUAAAGGCAUGAGGCCUUUCAGACCUUUGAAAAGAUUCUCUCUUUUGUGUAGGACCCUUCGCUUCUGCGGCUCUUGCUGCUGGAUUCCCUCUCUUAUGUAGAAGCUGAUGUCCUCCCAGAAUUGAUAGAGCUGGUAGACCAAGCCUACCAUUCCAGGGAGCUGGAAGAGGAAGACCUGAAUAUGCUGGCAGAAACCUACUGCGGCCUGGCUGCCCAUGUGAGUAUGAGGGGAAACAUGACAUCACACCCGGUGGUGGAGGAAUGCUUUGGAAGAGGAAGGGUGGGGUUUAGACUGGCAUGCAGCGGAGAUGUUCUGGCUUCAGGAGGCUGUUCCUCUGGAAAGUGAUCUGAUGAGAAACACAACCUCUGAUAUUUUCUGCCUAUAGGAGGAAGCCUCCGUCCGGGCAUCAGCCAUCGAACAUCUGGGGCUGCUUCGGGGCUGGGUGAGAGACCAAAGACUUCCCAUUACAACAACAGAAGAGGAAGCCAUUCACAAACUGCUUGUGGUCCUCAUUCACCUCGAAGAUGAGGACGAAGUGGCCAAGGUGAGGGCCAAAGAGGUGGACUUAUGCAGUAGGAGGGAGGGAUUGUUCUCAGGAGCUUCCGAGACCUUGUACUGCAAUUUGUAACCCUCUUCUCUUCUUGUGUUGCAGGCCGCAAGGAGGGCUCUUUCCCAUCUAGCCCCAGAAGUCAAGUGGUGGGCUCGUUCCAACAAAUUUAGCCUCCACUUUGCUCUCCACCAGGCUGCCAAGCAUAUGGUAAGGUCCCUGCUCUCAAGACCCGGAGAGCAGGCAGAGGGCAGCAAAGGCUCUCUGCCAUCUUCUGCCCAUCCUGCGGCACAACGAAGGUAAGACUGGAAGAAUGCAUCCCAGCAUGGGGUGGGGGUGAGCAAGACCCAAACUAACCCUUUGGCUUUCCUUUGCAGAGACACUGGCAGGAACGUUAAGGAACCAAAUACUUAUCACCAGAGCUGAGAAGGUCCUCAAAUCCACCGGAGGACCGGUUCCUGAACUGUUCGUGAAUAAUUGUUACUCUCUUGCCAGGGUAAGUCGCUGUCUCUCAAGCCACAUGUUCUGGGUUCUGCAGAGGCAGGACCUGGGCUUUCUGCUCCCCAGCCCUGCCCUGUGGGCAUCUCUGACCUUCCUCUCUCGCUUCGGGUCUUUGGCGCCUUUCUCCCUGCGGAGCAGCUCUUGGAGGCCAUGUGCUUCCUGGCCAGAGACCUGGUUGUCGAGAGCAGCUUCAACCCACUGGAUAUCUCCCACUUACUGCAAGAUUUCAUCAAGCAGUUUGGCGGCACAAAAGUGGAGGUAAGGCGUCUGCAAAGGUAGGAGAGAAGCAGAUUCUCUGCUUGGUGUAGGGGAGGCCACCUCAUGCCAUUGGGUGGCCAGGACACAUGUUAGUUGAGAGGGGCCUGGCAAUGUCAGGACAAGAACCUCAGCCAAGGGUCCUGAGAAACAUGGCUUCAGGAAUGGGGAAUUCUCCUCCUUCUGGCGCCCUGGAGCUGCCUGGGUCCAAUACUCCCCAGGACCCUGAGUGGUACCUUGGAAGGAAGAGGCUGUGGUGGCACAGGUCAAGGGUCCCUCUUUCAAUGAGGGAUGGAGGGAUCCGCCUGCAGACAGCCCCGCUUCCUUGUACUCUCCAAGCAACUCUCUCCUUUUCUCUGACAGGUGAAGGUGCUGCUGGAGGCCUUCUGUAAGAUCAGCCAGGGGCCUACAGCGGAAGGCAGAAGUAUGGCCGUCUUCUCGUUGUCCAUCUUGUCGCACCACCACCUGGCGAAAGUGGUGCAAUAUCUCCUCCAGUUUCUCUUCGGGUAUGGAGCCCUCCAGGUUGUACUGGGCUAAGGGGAAGGUUGGCAAGCUGCAGGGCUUGCUCAGAAAGCCCUUGCUGCCAUUUCCUCUCUCUGGAGCAUGGCAGCAAGCAGAAGACUUGAAUCUGACCAUUGCUUUUGUUUUUGCAUUCACAGAGACUUUGAGAGAGUUUGGAAGGAGGUUUUAGCAUCGGCCGAUCCAGAAAAGCUAAUCCAUCUCAUGGCCAAGCAGAUUUACCAAAGCCCCUUGGUGGAAUCUGCCACCAAAGUGGUAAGGACCAACCACCUGCUUUCUGGCUUCCUUCUUCCCAGGGUAAUAUCGAGGGGUUCCUGUAUUCUGCAGAAAAGCAGAGAAAGUGACUUGCACCCUCUCUCUUCCAGCAACAUCUCACCAGCCUGUUACACGCCAUCCUCAGGAUGGAGGACUACAAGGCAGCUGUGCGCCACAACUUCCCACAGCUGCUGAUCGCUCUCCUGGGGAUGGUUAUCAACUUCCACUAUGAUCAGGAAUUCCUCGGGUGAGUAGUGUGAUGCAAAGGGACCAAUGAAGUCCUUUCCCCUUCAACCUCGGGGGGUUUCCAGUCCAGCUUGGUUUUCCAAGGGAGGCUCUCCUUCAGGCGGCUGCUAGGGAGGAAGGACGGGGAAAGAAUUUGAGUGUGUGCCAAUGACCCUCCUGGUAAAACUGGUCUUGCUUUGGUUCCAGAGGGGCUAAGGAAGUUCUGCACCUCCUUCUUGGCACCACUGGAGAGCAAGUGGAGGCGGCCAUCGUUGACCAACUUUUCUGCCGGGAGACUUUCAGCCAGGGGUUGUCUGCCAUGGUGAGGUAAGAGGAAGAACGCGGUGACCUUCCCCAGUGGUCUGGCAAACGGAGCUGAAGGCACGGGAUCGGACUGUGCCCCUGUUUGCUUCCUGCAGUGUCUUUCCCUUCCUUACCAAGAUCUGCUUCUCCAUUUCAGAGCUGUCGGAAAGCGACGCUGGUGGAUCCCUCCCAUGGUGGAAAGCAUCAUCGCUGCUCUCGGGGACCAGGAUUUUGCCGGGAUGCCACAAGUCGCGGCAGCUAUCUACAUCGAGGUGAGGGGGACUGACGCGGGAGGAAAUGGGUGCAGCAAGGAGGUCCUGGCUUGGUUUCUGCCGAGUGUUGGGCUACUUUGAGCCUAAGGACUGUUGCCUGUUUUAGUGCUCCUCAGAGUAGACCCAUUGGAUUUGAUGUACAUGGCAAACUUUGGUCCAUUCACUUCAGUGGGUUUGCUCUGUGCAGAAUUGCAAAUGGUGGGUAAAAGGAGAACCUGCCUCAGCCUCUCAUCACUGAAGGGUUUCUUUCUCUUUGGGGCUCUUUAGCUGCUCAGCUGCCGUCUGGAGGUCUAUCCCUGUGAAGAUACGCUGGAGCGGCUCCUCAACUGGCUGGAACACGACUACCUGCAAGUCCGGAAGCUCAGCGUCAGAGGGAUAUCCCUGCUUCUGGACUCUGACAUGGCAAGUGAUGCUCAGAGGGAGGGAGGGAGGGGGGUACAGAUCUUGAUUCUAAUCAUGGCCCAGCACUCUUUUGCUGGCACAAUACUGAAGGGCCUGUGCUAAAAGGCAUGAGGCCUUUCAGACCUUUGAAAAGAUUCUCUCUUUUGUGUAGGACCCUUCGCUUCUGCGGCUCUUGCUGCUGGAUUCCCUCUCUUAUGUAGAAGCUGAUGUCCUCCCAGAAUUGAUAGAGCUGGUAGACCAAGCCUACCAUUCCAGGGAGCUGGAAGAGGAAGACCUGAAUAUGCUGGCAGAAACCUACUGCGGCCUGGCUGCCCAUGUGAGUAUGAGGGGAAACAUGACAUCACACCCGGUGGUGGAGGAAUGCUUUGGAAGAGGAAGGGUGGGGUUUAGACUGGCAUGCAGCGGAGAUGUUCUGGCUUCAGGAGGCUGUUCCUCUGGAAAGUGAUCUGAUGAGAAACACAACCUCUGAUAUUUUCUGCCUAUAGGAGGAAGCCUCCGUCCGGGCAUCAGCCAUCGAACAUCUGGGGCUGCUUCGGGGCUGGGUGAGAGACCAAAGACUUCCCAUUACAACAACAGAAGAGGAAGCCAUUCACAAACUGCUUGUGGUCCUCAUUCACCUCGAAGAUGAGGACGAAGUGGCCAAGGUGAGGGCCAAAGAGGUGGACUUAUGCAGUAGGAGGGAGGGAUUGUUCUCAGGAGCUUCCGAGACCUUGUACUGCAAUUUGUAACCCUCUUCUCUUCUUGUGUUGCAGGCCGCAAGGAGGGCUCUUUCCCAUCUAGCCCCAGAAGUCAAGUGGUGGGCUCGUUCCAACAAAUUUAGCCUCCACUUUGCUCUCCACCAGGCUGCCAAGCAUAUGGUAAGGUCCCUGCUCUCAAGACCCGGAGAGCAGGCAGAGGGCAGCAAAGGCUCUCUGCCAUCUUCUGCCCAUCCUGCGGCACAACGAAGGUAAGACUGGAAGAAUGCAUCCCAGCAUGGGGUGGGGGUGAGCAAGACCCAAACUAACCCUUUGGCUUUCCUUUGCAGAGACACUGGCAGGAACGUUAAGGAACCAAAUACUUAUCACCAGAGCUGAGAAGGUCCUCAAAUCCACCGGAGGACCGGUUCCUGAACUGUUCGUGAAUAAUUGUUACUCUCUUGCCAGGGUAAGUCGCUGUCUCUCAAGCCACAUGUUCUGGGUUCUGCAGUACUUUCAGAAACGGAGGAGCCAUGCUGACUACCUGUCGCCAGCCACCACCGGAGUAACUCACUUUGCCGCAAGAUUACAUCGCGCAUCACAAGCGGAGGUCAAGGCUCGCAGCUGA
Messenger RNA from Podarcis lilfordi (Lilford's wall lizard), 13516 nucleotides. The record is from the annotation of a GenBank genome assembly. Lineage: Eukaryota; Metazoa; Chordata; Lepidosauria; Squamata; Lacertidae.